UCUCCCGUCUUCAAAGUAGUCUCCUCCCCCUUGCCUCUGCCCUAUACUCUCUGGCCAAAAUGCUUCCAUUUUCCAUCCUCUUCCUCUCUCUCCUCCUCCUCUCCCCAAUCUCCUCCACCGCUGUUCCCAUCCUGGGGCUCGACUCCUUCAUGUCCCACCAAUCACGUCUGGACCCCACCGCAUCCAACGACUCCUAUCUCUCACUCCCUUCCCCUCUCAAAUCCGCCCUCUCCCACCUCUCCACCUCCCUCAAUCCUUCCUCCCUUCUCUCCUUCUCCAUCUCCAUCCCUAUCCACAUCAAGCUCGUUGGUGGGUCCUUCCCCCCCGACGCGGACCACCUCCUCUCCACCUUCAUCCACGCCGUUCAGUCUUCCGAUCUCUUCCACGUCAUCGGCCCCAACCCCACCUAUCACCAUCUCUCCGUCCGUCACUCUCUCAACCUCGCCGUCUCCCAAUCCUCUCUCCUCUCAUCCCAGAUCUCGGACGCUAUCGGCUCCGAGAUCGCUGCAUCCGUCUCUAACUUUCGGUCCACACUCCACGCCGUCCCUUUCUCCACCGUCGAUCGCAUCAUCAAACAGGACUUCGACAAGGAGAAGUCGGUCCAGGGCUUCUACAUCUAUCUCCUCAAUUUGAAUCAGCAAUCGAAGCGUUACGCAUACUCUUACUCCCCGAGUGGGGAAUCGUCACCCGCCUUCACGCGCUGCUUGGGGAGUCUUUGGACUGGGAAGGAUCGAUAUCUGUGGAUUGAUCUUGCUGCCGGUCCUGUCGACUACGGCCCGGCCAUAUCUGGUGAGGGUGUGCUUCCACGCGGGGAAUUCCAUCCCCUUACUUCACUGCACGGACGCCCCAAAUCACAGAAGGCUCUGAUCGCCGACCUGGCUUCUCUCGUCUGGAGCGCUUACCAUGUACUUCUCGUACCUUCUCUGAGAAUUCCUGUCUUUUUCGAGAACUCGCUUUUAGUUCAGUUUAUUCAUGUCCAUGGAUCUGACGGCCGGGAUUCGAGAGGUUUGGAUUGGAAGACGAUUGAGAGGACAUUUAUGGAUGAGGUUCAUGAUGGCGGGUUAUUGUUCCGGGACCAAACGCUGCGGUUCAAGACUUACGAAGUCAGUUUUUCUGAUUGCCCUGUAUGUUUAUUUGCAAUUUCUCGAUCAACGAAUUUCUACACGUCGAGGUUCUUGUUCGAUAAUUAUACACUGAUUGUGAAUGAGUAUUUGGAUUCGAAGCGCUUGCAUCAAAUACUGUCAGAUUCAGCCAAAGAGCUGCAUAAGUCGGCACAGAUCCCGGAUGAAGAUUUUGGAAGGAUAUUGCCUGUUUAUGUAUUUGAUUUGGAUUAUGAUAAGCUGUUGUUGCUCGAUCGCUAUCACCAAGCGGUCGCUUUUAGAGAUAUGGUGAUUGCAGUUAGGACUAGGAGCUCUCAGACAGUGAGCGAUUAUAGCUGCAAUGGUCGGCAUGUGAUCACGCAAGCCCGUGAGCUGGAAAGACCGAUUGUGGGUUCGAUUCUGCAGAGUAUGUGGGGUGUCUCACCGACCCAUUUGACCUGGAGCCCAUGGCAUAAUAGCACGUUGGUGGAUUAUACGUGGAGUAUCGGACAGACUCCUUUCGGGCCGUUCUCAGAGUCUCUGUCUCUGUCAUUCGUGCAGAAGGAUGCGGCCCAGAGGAAUGUGCUUCUGACAGCUUUGAAUUACUCAAUUAGUAGCGGCAUUGACAUGCUUGAAUCUGUGGCUGGGCAUGGUGGGGACAGGCGUCUACUUAAAGGGAGCAGGCAUGUUGAGUUUGUACAGAGAUGGAAUUUACUCAAGUACAAGUUGGACAAAGCUGUUUCUGCAAUGUCUCAUUUGGAUUAUGAAUCUGCUCUGUUUUUCUUGAGGUCUUCUGACCAUGAUCUGUUUGCCAUUCAUACGCUCGUUUAUCAGGCAUCACAGGAAUUGGAAGCUUCGCUUGUUUGUUUCAAGGAUCCACCAUUUCCAUGGGCCUCGGCUUCAAUGGCUGUGGUGGUUUUGUUUGCUUUCUUUUAUGUUUACACAAAAAGAGACCGGAUCUUUAGAAACAAGAGAAAGCAGUUUUGAUGUUUUUGAAGGAACGGAUGUUUGUAUCGGUUCUGUUAACAUCAUACUACCCUUGUGUUCUUUUAAGAGAGGUAAGUUGUUGAAUGGAAUUUAGGAUGUUAUUUGAGUAGGA
This is a messenger RNA of Magnolia sinica, 2178 nucleotides long. RefSeq lists its product as uncharacterized. The coding region runs from base 60 to 2066 and encodes 668 amino acids. The record is from RefSeq and is a predicted model, not a curated record. Lineage: Eukaryota; Viridiplantae; Streptophyta; Magnoliopsida; Magnoliales; Magnoliaceae. The transcript has a single exon.